UCAUUGCACGUACUAUUACGUCACACGUAAGGUCAAGAGGAAAGAAGUAUGGCUGCUGUGUUGAGGGGGUCUCGGUAUCUAGUAGGAAGGUGUUGCAAGCAUGUUGACUUUGUGUUUGUAUCCACAAGGUCUAUGGCCUCAAAGACACAGGUGGGGUUUGUUGGUCUGGGAAAUAUGGGAAACCCAAUGGCGAAGAACUUGCUGAAGCAUGGAUACCCAGUCAUUGCUACCGAUGUGUUCCCAGAGUCCUGCAAGGAAGUGCAAGAGCUGGGUGCUCAGAUUGUGGAUAAUCCGGCUGAGGUAGCAGAGAAGGCUGAUCGUAUUAUAACAAUGCUCCCCUCUAGUCCCAAUGUCAUCGACGUUUACACCGGACCCAAUGGCAUUCUUAAAAAGGUAAAGAAAGGCUCCCUACUCAUUGACUCCAGCACUAUUGACCCAGCUGUGUCAAAAGAAAUGGCUGCUGAUGCUGAGAAGAUGGGGGCCGUUUUUAUGGACGCACCUGUAUCAGGAGGUGUGGGUGCCGCCAGCUCGGGUAAACUGACUUUCAUGGUUGGAGGAGCAGAGGAGGAAUUUACUGCUGCUAAAGAACUCCUGAGCUGCAUGGGAGCUAAUGUGAUCUAUUGCGGUCAAGUUGGAACUGGACAGGCUGCUAAAAUUUGCAACAACAUGCUUUUAGCUAUUGGAAUGAUCGGGACUUCUGAGACAAUGAACUUGGGAAUCAGACUUGGUCUUGAUCCCAAACUUUUGACCCAAAUCCUGAACAUGAGUUCAGGCCGGUGUUGGUCUAGUGACACCUACAACCCUGUACCAGGAGUCAUGGAAGGAGUCCCCUCUGGGAAUAACUACCAGGGAGGCUUUGGCACUCAGCUAAUGGCUAAGGACUUGGGCCUCGCUCAGAACACAGCAACCAACACAAAGACGCCUGUCCCUCUCGGCUCCUUAGCCCAUCAGGUGUAUCGUAUGAUGUGCGCACGUGGUUACGGCAAUAAAGAUUUUUCCUCAGUGUUCCAAUUUUUGCGUGAGGAGGAGGGCCAGUAAUGUCAGCCUCCACGCCGUCCACAGCCUUUCCAUGCCCAGCUCUGCACAGGACUAACAUAGCGUAGUUAGGGUGCAUUUCACCACAAGGGCUUUUUUUUUUUCUUGAAGGUCUCAGAGCUCCAACAAAGUGUGACAAAUCAAAUGAGAACUUCAUUCCUGUCAGGAAAUCAUGUAUCCUGUGUGAUCUAGCCUUUUUAUAGUAAAAACACUCAUUUCAUUUUUUAUUUACAAGAUGUUGAAUUAUCAUCUAUGUAUCUAAAAUUUUAGCAGAAAUUCUUCUUGGGGUUGAACAACUACAAAUGCAGGUUGUUCUCUGCAUAUUUAUCUAUUGUUUGCAAUGGUUUCUUUAUGUUGCUGUUUUGUUUUUUGUUCAUAGGGGAGUUGAUGCUUGAGUGUCAUGUGGUAUCCUGUUUAAAAAACAAAAUAAAGAACAAUGUUGGCGUCUUUAA
Messenger RNA from Pundamilia nyererei, 1487 nucleotides. It is a transcript of the gene hibadhb, whose product is annotated as 3-hydroxyisobutyrate dehydrogenase b. Gene Ontology annotation, biological process: L-valine catabolic process. Gene Ontology annotation, molecular function: NADP binding; NAD binding; 3-hydroxyisobutyrate dehydrogenase activity. NCBI's taxonomy places the organism in Eukaryota, Metazoa, Chordata, Actinopteri, Cichliformes, Cichlidae. The transcript has 8 exons. The record is from RefSeq and is a predicted model, not a curated record. Gene Ontology annotation, cellular component: mitochondrion. Bases 49 to 1038 code for a protein of 329 amino acids.